AUGGAAAAGGAGGAGGAAAAGGAAAAGCGAAGACAAAAGGCAAAUCCAAAGAUGAAGAUUUGCCCAGAUUUGAUCUUUCGAGAAGAUGGCCCAGGGCUUUGCAAACCACUUGGCAAUCACUUAGCAAAUCGCUUGAAGAAGGAGAGACACCGAAAGGAGAAAUUGCUAUCGUCAAGAGCGUGCAACAUCUUCGACAGCUUCAAGCGCUUGCCCACGACCUCAAGAUCAACAAGUCCUUGCUUUUGGUUGCGAAACGCAUUGGCAGUGAUCCGUGAGACUUGCCAAAGCCUUCUCCUUCCAUGGAUGGGGAACCUUGCGAUGAUCGAUGCAAUUGUUGGGAAUUUCAACAAACAAAAACCAAACUUGGAGAAGGAGAAGAUUCAUGAAUGCAAAAUGGAGAUGGCAAAGUGUGAUGAUUUGGCUUCUUUGCGUUUGACUACGCCCUGGAAGUUCAUUUGCGAGAAGAAUAAGCAGAUCCUUCUACAGAAACCAGAGUAUUCUGAUAUCAUUGUCAAACCCUCUGCGCUUUGGGUUUCAAGACUUGGCGAAAGUGACCAAACCUAUUUACAAAGAACAACAGAAGAAGCAAAAGGCGCACCUUUGACCUGGAGAAGAGGCGACGGCAAUGACCUUGGAUAUCAUUGCAAGGAGGAGGACAUUACGGAUAAAUCUUGGGCAGUCUGGGGCGUUCCAGCUUUCAAUGGCCCUGGAAUGGUCGAAGAUUGGCUUGGGCAGCAAGGUUGGACUUUGAGAACAAGGCCACAGCCACCUCACUCUAGAGGCAGCCCCUGGAAGAUUUUUGGACAGUGCAGUGAAAAGCAAAGUGCCUAUGCGUAUCAAGUUGAGAUUGAGGGCAACAUUCGGCGUCUGUCCAUCGUGCCUUGGAAAAGCAGCCGCAGACCAAAAGAGGAGACAUUUCAAGUUAGCGGCCCCAGAUGGUUCAGCGAGCACUUUCAGUAUGACAAGGUUGGCCCUACGCAGGUCCUUGAACCAACUCAGAUGGAUGCGAACAUGGAUGAGGAAGAAGCUGAUGGAGAUAAGAUUGUCUCUCCGCCAAAAAAGAGAGUCAAGCCGUCCAAACUGAGAGGUGAUUGCGGAUGGCGUUCAAUUGCCUUCCAAUUAGCUGCAAUCAAUUCAAAAUCUAGCAAUUUGGCCGAGAAUGUGAUGUCGAAAAUUGCGGUACUUGGCAAAGCUCUCAGAAGCCAAGCCCUUUUUCAUCUUUGUGAAGUUGAUUUGGAAUGGCAGAAGCAUUGGGCUCCUGACGACGCUUGGACACCACUCACUGAGGACGGGCCGCCAGCAAAAGAUUUGAAAACAUUUGCAACUGAGACCCUGCACCGCGACAACAGAUGGAUCUGCCUUUCUGACCUCAUGGCAGUCUCGGCGGUCAAAAAGGUCCACAUCAUUAUCUGGCAAUACAAAGGCGAUGACAGUGAGCCUUGGUCCAAGAUUGCUGUGAUUUCACCAAAUGACGAGAAGAAGAAAUUGCCCAUUAUCCACCUUGCCAAAGAUGGUGGACAUUACAUGCCUCUGAUUUCUGACACCAUGCAGAAGCCCGAUUACAGCCUCUUGGAAAACCGCACUACUUGGUCUUCAAAGGGAAUCCAAGGCAAAUCUUCAGGCGAGAAGAAACAGAUUUUCAGAGCUGGAGGAGGAGAAAGCAACAAGGGUGGAAUCAAUGGCCCUACGGGCAUGAAACUACGCACAUUGGAAUUGGGAGGAACUGGAGACUGUGGAUGGAGAUCAAUUGCCUUCCUGAUCGCUGCCAUCAAUGUGAAUCAUGACAAACUUGUCAACAGCGUCUUGCCCAAGAUCGAAAAUCUUGCAAAAAAAUUGAAAGGCCAGGCGCUUCAUUUUCUUUGCGAAAUUGAUCACGAUUGGAAGGAGAACUGGAUGCCGGAGGAUACCUGGACUGCUUUGACGGAAGAUGGACCUCCAGCACAAAAUUUGCAGGAUUUCAUCAAUGAGACUUUGCAUAGGGAAAACAGAUGGAUUUGCCGCUAUGGCUUCAUGGCAAUUUGCGAGACCAAGAAGGUGAACCUGGUGGUUUGGCAGUACCGGGGCAAUGACAGAGAGUCUUGGACAAAAAUUGCAACCUUUUCACCGAAGGAGACGAAAGAGUUCCCAACUAUCCACCUUGCGAAAGUUGGAACCCAUCUCAUGCCGCUCAUCCCUGAUGAACUUCAUGUUCUUGGCAAUGAUCUGCAAAGGAAUGGAAGAACUUGGAAGCCGAGAAGACAGCAGAACAUGAACGAGAUUGCUGACUUCAGAGGAGGAGGGAACUUUGAGCAAAGGUCUACGAUUGGCGAUGUCGGUAGUGAAAUUUCUGAGGGAAACAUUGAGGACUUGCUCAAAUCACCAGAUCCCUGGACCACUCCAAAGAAGAAAAGCUUCUACACUCCUGAAAGUGUGAAAACUAUUCAGUCCUUCAACAUUCGGGAUGCACUGCCUACGCCGGAAACAUGGGCAACACCAUGCAGCAAUAUGAACAAGACAGAGAACAAGAACAACUAUGGUCUCAGUCUUUCGAAAGUGUGCCAUUGGGCUUGCCCAUUCUGUCAAUAUCAGUGCUUCAUUUCAAACCCUGCGAAAAGAACCCAGGACAUCAGAACUCAUCUUGACAAAUUCCAUGCAAGAGAGACGAAGAAAACAAAAGAGAGGAAUAUCGAGAAAGGCAUUUCUGCAUCUGGACGACAUGGAUUGGGCAUUGCCGUCCUACUCGAACCUUUGCAACUUCGAAAGAUGCCAAAGCAGAAGGCCAAGAUCAUUUGUCCUUUUUGCAAAUUUGGGGCAGAUGUCAACCCUGGCAGUGCAGCGCUUCGAAAGAAAACCUGGAAGCACCACUUGAAGUCUUGCACAAAAGCGCCAAAAGACUGCAACCUGAAGGUGCUCUACGCUGCGAGGAUGAAACAAGAAGGUGGGAUCUGCCUCGGCAACAGAGAAGCUCACCGGAAGAAGAUGAUCCAAGGUAUUUGGAGGCUUUGGAAGAAGUUCAUCAAGAAGUAUGGCAAAGCAAAACUCUUCACUGACUUGGAGCUCAGCACACAUCAGCAGGAGAAGAUCCAGAAGGCAAUUCUUGAGAGCGACUCACGCAAAGAAAGACAGAAAGUUUGGACAAUCAACACGGGCGGCAUGCCCGGCUUUUGGCGGCUCCUUUUUCUUUUGGAAGCUACAAAGAAGCAGCUCAGACCCUUUGUAGUUCAUGCACAAGAGAUUUGCUGCAGCCUUGAAGAGUGGAAAGCAACUUUAGGUAGAAUUUCAACCCUUGGAUAUACUGCAUAUGCGUCUUCCACGGUUUUGCGUGGGGCCAAAUGCACUGGAGUCCUAACAAUGGUCUCGAAUCAUGUUCAAUCACAGAUGUGUGAUGAAUACUGCAACAAACGUGGCUAUGCUGCAAUUACACUUAAAGUUCAAGAUUUGCUCAUGAUCAACAGCUAUUGCCCACCAACAGUUAGCGAGUUGCACCAGCAUGCCAUUGAGUUUGAGGAGAUGCCCAUUAGAUUGGAUUGGCAGGGUCCCAUGUUAUUUUGCGGUGAUUGGAAUCAGGGGCCAUCUGAUUGUUUGGUAGCCACUUUAGCUGUCAUGUAUGGUUGCUCCAUUGCAGAUUCUGACGAAAAUUCUUCGCGCUGGAAAGGGCACCGGCUCAUCGAUUUCUUUAUUUCGAAUAUUCCUCAUUUGCGCUUCCAAGCACUUGAUGCCAAGAUCUCUGACCACAAGAUUAUGGAGACCACUGUCAAGCUGGAGUGCUGCUCCUACAAUGUCCAUCGUUUCAAGAAGGGUUUCAAUUUUGAGAAGCCUCUCUGGCUCAAUAUCAAAGGAUGGGAAGACCUUGUCCAUCAGGCGUACAACAUUGAGAAGGCCACCAAUUGGCAACAUGCUUGCAGAUUAACUGAUGACGACACCUCCAUCCCGAGCCAAGUUGAUGAUUCUGAUCAAGAUCAGGAGAUUGUAGACUUCACUUGGAAACUCACUAUGUCAAAAGCUUUGACCACCUUUCAAACUGCUUACAAGUUGGCCAUUCUUUGCAUUCCGGAGAAUUUUGACAAUAAGUGGGAGAUCAUGAGGAUUGAGAAGCUGGCGAAUAAGGUGCAGCACCAAGACAAGACUUCCACCUCGAAACCUACUGCGGUAGACCUCAUCCGGGAAUUUGACAUGAAUCUCAAGCGUAGAGUUUGGAUGAAUGAAGACCAGAGACGUCAAAGAGUCAGGGAAAUUGCUCACCAUCUUCACAACUUCCAAGGCAAUGUUCAAGGCAGAGCUCCCAACCUGAAAGUCCUUCAGCAAGCGAUUUCAAAAGCCAAAGGUGGUCCUGGCCUCGACCAAUGGAACUACUAUGAGAUCAAGACCCUUGCGAAGAUCCCUGAGUUUUUGAGAGAACUUGGCCAAAACUUUAAACUCUGGAUUGACCUUGGCAUUACUCCUUCAAUCCUUGCGGAGGUCAAGGUGACUUAUAUCCCCAAGGCGAACAAGAUCUCUAAAGGCACAGUCAGCAUCAAAGGUCUAAGGCCAAUCACUGUCUUCAGCAUAUGGUGGAGAACCUUUUCAGCGAUGUGGAUCAUGUCACCUUUGAUCGAUGCGCUGCAAGCACAAAUGCCGAAGGACAUCAUAUGCAGGCGAAGCAAAGGACCUGAAGUUCAGGCCUGUGUGGCUGACGCUCUACUGCAGCUAUGGCAGCAUGGAGCGACAUUGGACUUUAGUCAUUGCUUUGACACAGUGGACAUCAAAAUGCUGAGAGACGGUGAGAUCCUGCGUCUCCACUUGCGCUUUCUCUUUUGCUAUGGGUAG
Cladocopium goreaui is the source of this 4785-nucleotide messenger RNA. The record is from the annotation of a GenBank genome assembly. Lineage: Eukaryota; Dinophyceae; Suessiales; Symbiodiniaceae.